ACGAUGUUGAAACAAACUACACCUUAACUCCUUCUCCCGAUAUCCUGAACGAUACCAAUUUAGGCAAUUUGAUUAUAAGCAAAGUUUUGACAGACUCCAAGCUACUUGAUGAAGCUAUUGAGAAAGCUCUUAAAGGCUUGAAGGAAAGGGUUUCAUAUACCAAAAAGCCAGCAAUACGAAAAGCAGGUAGAAAGUCUUCUCUCUCACAAUGUUCAGCCAUGACAACCUACCAUAACCGAAUGUUAGGAGAUAGCAGAGUGUCAAAAAUGGUUGAAAAAGCCAAUGUAUUUGAAGAAACGACAAAGGUUUUGGCUAGAAAGUUAGGGUUAAAGAGCGAAGAAGUUUCUGCUUUAGCCGAUGUCAGUUUAAAAUCAAGCAAGUUGGGAAGUAUGUUCAGUGAAGAUGAAGAGCAAAAAACGUGUAGUUGUGCACAAAAAUACCGGGAAUUUGACGGAACAUGUAACCGUUUACAAUCUCCUAAAGACGGUUCUGCUUUCACCUGUUUGACCAGACUUCUUCCAGCCAAAUACGCUGACGGUAUUUCUGAACCAAGAAAAGCGAAAUCUGGAAGAGACUUACCUAAUCCUAGACUAGUAUCAACUACAAUCCAUACCGAUCAGAACAGAGAAGCAUUUUUUACACAUUUUCUGAUGGUGUGGGGACAGAUCAUGGAUCAUGACAGUGCCCUCGCUCCAUUUAACAGCGCCCCAGAAGAGGAAGUGAUACUUGGAGAUGGAGCUGAACGCAUGGACUGCUGCGAUUCAGAGCAUAUCAAUGAUACACGAUGCCUUCCGAUCGAAAUUCCUCAAGAUGAUCAAUUCUUUAGUCAAUUUAAUGAAAGAUGCAUGAAUUUCCGAAGGUCUGCCAGCUGUCCAAAAUGCUCACUGGGACCCCGGGAUCAGUUAAAUUCUCCCACCAGUUUCGUUGACGGUUCCAUUAUUUACAGUUUGAUGAGGUUUCAGAGAGAUUCAGAGAGAAAUGUCAUUUUACCACGAUCUCGAAACGCUAGAGGCGAUUUGUGUAGUGAUCCAGGAAAUAGAUUAUUCUGCUUUGACGCAGGAGAUCGUCGGUUGAAUGAACAUCCAGCCUUAACAGCUUUACACACCAUAUUCAUUAGAGAACAUAACAGAAUUGCGAGAGAAUUGAGAAGAAUAAACCCUUGCUGGAAUGAUGAGAGGCUGUUUCAAGAAGCCAGGAGGAUCGUGAUUGCUGAGAUUCAAAUGAUUACAUACAAUGAAUUCUUAAGGCUUGUCGUGGGUCCUUACUAUCAUCAGAGGUUUUUGUUAAGAACUCUUCGAGAUGGUUUCUUCACUGCAUACAACCCUAACAUCAAUCCUGCUAUGAUUAAUGAAUUUACCUCAGCAUGCUUUCGAUUCGGCCAUUCUACAUCUCAAGGUUCUUUCACAGAAAUUCCAUCAUCUGGUAAUCCCACAAGUUUCAAGUUGCAAAAUAACUUUUUCCACCCAUUUGGCCUCUACCAAGGAGAUUUGAGAAAGAAGUGA
This is a messenger RNA of Limulus polyphemus (Atlantic horseshoe crab), 1502 nucleotides long. Its product is annotated as chorion peroxidase-like. The record is from RefSeq and is a predicted model, not a curated record. The coding region runs from base 219 to 1502 and encodes 427 amino acids. Gene Ontology annotation, molecular function: heme binding; peroxidase activity. The transcript is spliced from 9 exons. Lineage: Eukaryota; Metazoa; Arthropoda; Merostomata; Xiphosura; Limulidae. Gene Ontology annotation, biological process: response to oxidative stress.